Heterobilharzia americana is the source of this 2141-nucleotide messenger RNA. Lineage: Eukaryota; Metazoa; Platyhelminthes; Trematoda; Strigeidida; Schistosomatidae. The record is from the annotation of a GenBank genome assembly.
AACUUACACAUCUCACAUGAUGAAAUAUUAUACGCAUAACAUAGUUUAUCAUCUUAGUUAUCAUUAUUGACAUAUAUUACUGUGACUGUGUGUAAAUACAGCCGUUUACAACACUUUUCUGUCUCGUUCAAUAUUCAAUGCACCUUACAACUAGGCAAGAGAAUAAACAAUAUCAAUCCGUAUUUCUAUGUACACAAAUUGAUCUUUAAACGAACGCUAUAAAAACUGAUGAGACAACAUUUUUAAGAUCAAUCUUAUUGUUGUUCUAAUUGCUUAAAAUAACCCAACAAUUUAAAUGUCACAUACAUAUUCUGAGUUUAAUGAUAAUGUUACGAAAACUGAUGAAAUUUGUGGAAAUAAAACUAUAGAUCGUAAAACGAGACAAGUUUUAUUCUUUGAAUGCAGCAUGGACUUUAUUCAACAAACAUUUUUGAGAAAAAGUGAAAAAUUCAAUGAGCAACGUGCAACUCAGUUGCUUGAAAAGUAUAAACAAAGGCAUAGAAAAAUCAAGUGUUCAGCAUACUUUCUGAUUGAUCGAAUCCGUUUUAAACGAAAAAGACCAAUCGGUAUUAGACCAUUUCGCAAAGAAGUUAUUUAUCGAGAGAUCAAGCACUUUUUCGUUUUUCCCAAUUAUCCUGAAGUAUUUAUGAUAUGUAUCGUAGACGAAAAUAAGAAUAGACGCUCUUAUGAAUCGUUUCAAUGUGCCAAUAGUGAUACAGUAAGUACUGUGUGCUGUUUGACCUAUAAAGCUUCAAUAGAUGUGAAUAAUAUUCUUCGUGAUACACUUUCAAUAGAACAGAUAUCCGUCUCACCAUUAUCUUCAACAACUGAUCAUUCUUCAGCAAACGAAUUAGAGUAUUCAACAUUGAACACUUUAUUAAACGCUACAAAUGACAGCGGAAAUACAGAUUCAGAUUUUGUGGAGCCACCUAAAGCACUUGGAAGUGACUAUAUUAUCGACGGUGAACAAAAUGAUUCCAAUUUUGUUGGUAGCAAUUCGAAUGUCUAUUUUGCAUAUGCUGCUGCUUCUUCGAAUGAUGAUGAUGAUGAAGAUGACCAAAUUAAGAUUAGCAGACUAAUGCCUGCAGACAUAAACAGUGAUUGGGGAAGGAAAACGCUCAAACUCAACAAAAUGAAGCACAUAGUAAAUACUUCAACAGAAUCAUUUAAUCGGUCAUCAUUUCAUAACCCUAAAAGAUUCAGCUUAAAAGACGAUUCAUCAAAUGCACUGUGUUCAACUGAAACUGACUAUACCUCUAGAUGGAUGAAUACAAUUGCAAAUAAUGAAGUUUACUAUUCUUGUGUGCCUAAAACGGAUUGCACUUCCAGAAGAAAUAACAUACCGACGUUGGUUUUACCAGAUAAUGAAGUUGCAUUACGUAAAGAGAAGUCAUACACGAUCAUUUCUUCAUCAUCAACAUCUUCAGGGUGCUACGACUUUGAGGAAAAACAAGAUAGUUCAUUGCUGUAUCGUGAUCAGAAUUCAUCAGCAAGUAAAUUUAGAAGGCCGUCAGUUUUCUUAGAUCUUGAUUUAAACCAGUCAUCUGGGAAUAAUAUCGCAGACAGGAAAAAGAAGACACGUACAAUAGCCAAAACAAGUAAUACUUUUUGCCAUAAUAGUGAUAUAAACAUGUAUGAAGAUGAUCUUAACUUCGAAAGCAGUGAUUGUAUCACUCGUAAAAACAUGGAACUGAUCAAGUUAAUCAUUUGGAAAAUAUGCUAAGAAAAUCCUUGUCACAUAUGGAUAUACGAUCGGCUGAUAUAACAUACUUAUGCUAUGACCCAGCUGUUGGUGUGCGGGUAAACAACAGAGGCCCAUUAUAUAUGUUCAUGGCACGUUACGACAAUGAUCGGGCGAUGUCAUCCUACGAUUGCUCACAUUCAAGAUCUUGUAGAAGAAAAUAAAUAAACUUGUCAAAAACGUCUAGUUUUUCAUGAUAAAUGGGAUCCGAUUCAAUUCAGUAUGCACCCAAUUAUUUCCUUGUAUUUCCGUUCUUUUCUAUUUCCGUUUUGUAAUGUGAUACCCAUCGAACAAAUGUGUGUUAGUAGUAAAGCUAUUUAGCAGGAAAAUGCUUAAACUUAUCAAUUCUAAUUCUAUCAGUGUGUAAUUAAUUCAAUGUUAAGGUUUCUGUGGCAAGCAG